Messenger RNA from Ascochyta rabiei, 2217 nucleotides. Its product is annotated as Formaldehyde transketolase. Lineage: Eukaryota; Fungi; Ascomycota; Dothideomycetes; Pleosporales; Didymellaceae. Gene Ontology annotation, biological process: pentose-phosphate shunt. Gene Ontology annotation, molecular function: transketolase activity. Bases 1 to 2217 code for a protein of 738 amino acids. The transcript has 3 exons. The record is from RefSeq and is a predicted model, not a curated record. Gene Ontology annotation, cellular component: cytosol.
AUGGCUCCGACUCUUGAGUACUACGAUGAGGUUUCGCACGAUCUACCAGUAAAGCCCGUCGCGACAAAAGUCAACGGUGUACCUGCUGUCGCUGCAGUGCAACUCGAGGACUCCGGGAAACAUGAUCUGGUCCUCAGCUACUUCCGCGCAUACAUCGCAGACCUUUGCCAACAGUUCAAUGGCGGACAUCCCGGGUCCGCUAUGGGAAUGGCUGCCAUUGGUGUAGCACUGUACAAGUAUGUUAUGAAGUUUUCACCCAAGAAUGGCAGCUACUUCAACCGAGAUCGAUUCGUUUUGUCCAACGGUCAUGCUUGCUUGUGGCAAUACCUGUUCAUGCAUCUUGUUGGCGUCGAAGAAAUGACCACCGACCAGCUGAAGUCGUACCACUCAGAGAAGUACGACUCAAUUUGCCCAGGACACCCUGAAAUCGAAAACGAUGGCGUCGAAGUCACAACCGGCCCGCUCGGCCAAGGAGUUGCGAACGCGGUUGGUCUUGCAAUGGCCACAAAGCACCUGGCUGCAACAUACAACCGGGAAGGUCACGAGGUUGUGAACAACAUGACUUGGUGCAUGAUUGGCGAUGCUUGCCUCCAGGAGGGUGUCGGUCUCGAAGCUGUCUCCCUUGCCAGUCACUGGAAGCUCAACAACCUCUGCAUCAUCUACGAUAACAACAACAUCACAUGCGACGGAACAGCAGAUGUCGCAAACUCAGGAGAAGACAUGAACGCUAAGAUGAGAGCAACCGGAUUCAAUGUCAUCGACAUCCUUGACGGCCACUCGAAUGUCAGCUCGAUUGUCCACGCACUGCUUUCCGCUCGCAGCAGCGAUAAGCCUACCUUCAUCAACAUCCGCACAGUCAUCGGCAUUGGCUCUCAGAAAGCUGGCACACCAGCGACACAUGGAGCCGCGCUUGGCUUGGACGAUAUCGCGAAUAUCAAGAAGAGCUUUGGCAUGAACCCUGAGGAGCACUAUGUCCUGCCCAAGGAGGUUUACAGCUUCUUCGAAGACGUAGCACCACGCGGAAAACAGCUCGAGAACGACUGGUCAAGCACACUGAGCUCCUAUGAGCAGAAGUUUCCAGAGCUCGCAGCUGAGUUCAAGCUGCGCGUUGCAGGAAAGAUGCCUGAGGACUGGACCAAAUUCAUCCCCAAGAAAGAAGACUUCCCCAAGGAGCCUACCGCCACAAGGAAGUCGGCAGGUCUUGUUGGCAACCCCCUUGGCGAGAAUAUGAGCAACUUCCUCGUCGGUACCGCUGACCUUACCCCUUCAUGUAAUGUUGCGUACAAGAAGAAGGUCGACUUCCAGUCACCCGAGCUCCGUACUGCAUGUGGCCUAGAUGGCAACUACACCGGACGCUACAUCCACUACGGCAUCCGCGAGCACGCAAUGUGCGCUAUCUCUAACGGUCUCGUCGCAUUCAACAGAGGAACCUUCCUGCCCAUCACUAGCUCCUUCUUCAUGUUCUACUUGUACGCCGCGCCGGCUGUUCGUAUGGGUGCCCUCCAAGGACUGCAGCAGAUUCACAUCGCGACACACGACUCGAUCGGUACUGGAGAGGACGGUCCUACACAUCAGCCGAUCGCUCUGGCGGCGCUGUACCGUGCCAUGCCUAACGUCCUUUACAUGCGACCUUGCGACUCUGAGGAAGUCGCCGGUGCUUUUGAAGUUGCGAUCAAGGCAACAGAGACUCCCAGCAUCAUCUCCCUCUCCCGCCAGGUGCUGCCUCAGUGGGAGCAGUCGUCACGACAGGGCUUCGCAAAGGGUGCUUACGUCUUCGUCGAGGAAGAGAACUUCGACGUUACGCUCAUCAGUACCGGUUCUGAGAUGGUUUUCGCCAUGCAGACUCGCGACAUUCUGAAGUCGAAGUACAACAUCACCGCACGAGUUGUUUCUUUCCCCGUACCCCGUCUGUUCGAGCAGCAGUCCCGCGAGUACAAGCAGUCGGUGCUUAAACCGAAGUCUGGCAAGCCCGCAGUAGUCAUCGAGGCAUACGCUGCGAAUGGAUGGGAGCGUUACGCCGACGCAGCCUUUUCCAUGCGCAGGUUCGGAAAGAGUCUGCCGAGCAAGGCGGCAUACAAGUACUUUGGUUUCGAACCUGAGGUUAUGGCGCCGAAGAUCGAAGAGCUUAUCAAGGAAGUGCAGCGUGAUGGCAUUGAAGUCCUGAGGGGUGACUUCAGGGAUCUUAACGGAGCUUUGGGUAUCGGUUUCGAGCACUAG